Exophiala oligosperma is the source of this 3755-nucleotide messenger RNA. RefSeq lists its product as uncharacterized. The transcript has a single exon. Gene Ontology annotation, molecular function: hydrolase activity; ATP binding; four-way junction helicase activity. Lineage: Eukaryota; Fungi; Ascomycota; Eurotiomycetes; Chaetothyriales; Herpotrichiellaceae. Gene Ontology annotation, biological process: double-strand break repair via synthesis-dependent strand annealing; interstrand cross-link repair; replication fork reversal. The record is from RefSeq and is a predicted model, not a curated record. The coding region runs from base 58 to 3513 and encodes 1151 amino acids.
CCGAACUCCGUAUCAAAGUCAUCGGUUCGAUCAAAUUUGUUUCUGUUGCAUCACAAAAUGAGCUCAUCUAGUAGUGAUGACAAUGUACUGGUCCCGAGCUCACAGACAGAUGAUGAUGAUAACCCUCGAGCGCGAAAACGUCAACGGAGAAGCCGACCGUCAAGCCAUCACGAUGACGAGGAGGACGAAUAUGAUUUACCCUCAUAUGACGACGAAGUGGACGAAGCGAACGUCGAGGGAGAGGAGGAGAACGACGACAACAAUCGAAAAUCCAAAUACGAAGAUCGAACUCAUUACCCGGAAGCAGAACGACAACCUGACACAUUUGUAACCCAAUUGACCCAACAAUGGUCCAGUCCCUCGAGGAUCAGAGGUGCGCGGUGGAUGAAACCUCGAGACAGCCCAAGUCCUUCACCGGCGAGACUUCCUUCUGCUCGAUCCACGAUCGUCGCCACCGGUGUUGGCGCCAGCACGAAUAAUCUUGCGGCAGCUGAUGAUUUUGAAGUCGAAGACGAAGACGAGGAUGACAUCGCCUUAUUGGCUGCCUUUGAAGCUGUCGAGACUGCUGCUGCUCAACAUGAUGUUGUCCCUGCCGCCGCCAAUGGCAAUGCUGCAAGCAAUUCUUCCUCUAAUACUACUGCUGGCCGAGGUCCGAUUCAACGUAGCACUUCUUUUCGUCAGACCACUCUCCAUGGUAUGCAUACCACUCAACAGGAUCCUGCUCCUCCUUCUCGAACCCAGCAAUCCCAGCAGGCCAAAACAACACGUAAUAACUGGCCACUGGUCGUCAGUCGCAACGAAACCCCAACACAUCACAGCAUUGACCGCGAAGCCAUGGCGACGUGGGUGUAUCCCACGAACCUGGGAAGGAUCAGAGAUUACCAGUACAACAUCGUGCACAAAGGCCUCUUUCACAAUUUACUUGUUGCCCUCCCGACCGGUUUGGGUAAAACUUUCAUCGCCGCCACGGUCAUGCUGAAUUGGUUCAGGUGGACCAGAGAUGCACAGAUAAUCUUUGUCGCACCCACCAAACCUCUAGUGUCCCAACAAAUCGAUGCCUGUUUCAACAUUGCGGGCAUCCCUCGUUCAGAGACCACCAUGCUGACAGGGGAAGUGUCCCCGGGCAUACGAGCGGAGGAAUGGCAGGAGAAGCGGGUGUUUUUCAUGACACCUCAAACUUUGAUCAACGACCUGAAAAACGGCAUGGCGGACCCGAAGAAGAUUGUUCUGGUCGUAGUCGACGAAGCACACAAGGCCACGGGCAACUAUGCCUACGUCGAAGUGGUCAAGUUCUUGCGGAGGUUCAACAUGAGUUUCCGAGUACUGGCCCUGACCGCCACACCGGGGGCCACGGUGGAGGCGGUCCAAGAAGUGAUCGAUGGUCUUGGAAUCGCCAGAACCGAGAUCAGGACAGAAGAGUCUCUCGACAUUCGAGACUUUGUGCACGCCAGAAAUGUCGAGACCCAGGUUUUCGAAAACUCCGACGAGAUGAGCAUGUGCCUGGAACUGUUUUCGUCCGCCAUCCAACCUCUGAUGAACAAACUCAACAGCCAGAAUGCCUACUGGGGUAAAGAUCCCGAAAAGAUCACGCUGUACGGUCUGAAAAUGGCACAGGAUAAAUGGAGGGUCUCCGAGGCCGGAAGGAGAGCGUCCCAGGGCAUCAAGGGCAUGGUCUCGGCCAUCUUCGCCGUGGUCAUGAGCUUGGCGCAUAGCUUGGAACUCCUCAAGUACCACGGGAUCGGCCCCUUUUACCACAAGAUGAAACUCUUCGCCAGCGGUGAGACGGGAAAGGGAAAAUACGCAAAGCAAAUCACCGACGACGAGAAUUUCAAGAAGCUGAUGUCCCGCCUGCAAAUCUGGAUCAACGACCCCAACUUCAUCGGCCACCCGAAGCUUUCGUACCUGAAGGAGGUGGUGUUGAACCACUUUCUGGAUGCCGGGGAGGGUAGGGGCGGAGGAAACACGUCUCAACCGGCAAACACCCGCAUCAUGAUCUUCGCGCACUACCGCGACAGCGCCGAAGAAAUCACUCGCGUCCUGAACAGGCACGGCCCGAUGAUCCGAGCCCACGUCUUCGUCGGGCAAUCUGGCACCAAGGGGUCCGAAGGCAUGGACCAGAAGACCCAGCUCGACAUCAUCAAAAAGUUCAAGGCUGGCACCUACAACACCAUCGUCGCCACCUCCAUCGGCGAGGAAGGCUUGGACAUCGGCGAGGUCGACCUGAUCGUCUGCUACGAUUGCUCCAAGUCACCCAUCAGGAUGUUGCAGCGCAUGGGCCGGACGGGAAGGAAAAGGGCGGGCAACAUCGUACUCCUGUUGAUGCGCGGCAAGGAAGAGCACGACUUUUUCGCGGCCAAGGACAAUUACCAAAAGAUGCAGGAAAAGAUCGAGAGCGGCAGAGAGUUCCAGUACCACGAAGAUCUGUCUCCCAGAAUCAUCCCCAGAGAGAUUGUACCCUCUGUGGAUAAGCGCGUCGUGGAGAUUCCGAUCGAGAACACACAACCCGGUUCAUUGGAGCCGAAGAAGAGACGUAGAGCGAAGAACCCCAAAAAACCAGCAAAGAAGUUUCACAUGCCAGACGGAGUCGAGACUGGAUUCACGUUCCUCGGCAAAGGAAAGAAGGCGAAGCAGCACGUGCAAAAGGAGGAGGCCAAAACAAAGACGAUUCGCUCUAGAACGGACAGGGCCGUGGCGUCGUUGCCGUCUCUCGAGACGGUACUGUUGACUACGACGGAAGAAGAGCAGCUGGACGACCGGUACGUCAAGUUGACUGGCACCGCCGAGGACCAGUACAUCCAACACGUGAGGUUCGAUGCGUUUCCCCGACAGCAGCAACGACUGGGCAGGACAAUGGUUGUCAAGCAUUCCAGGGCCACCGAGACGCUCGUGAAGGCUUUCAAGGCCAUGCACGAUCCACUUCGAGACUGGGAACCGCCGUGGGAGGAUGAGAGGCUGGAUGGAGACACAGACAAGAGGUCCGCCGCUGCCGGUGCCACCACUCGUCGGCGGAAGGAUACGAUUCGCCGGGCGGUCGAGCGCUCAACACGCUCUUCUUCGCCCUUGCGGCCCUCCUUGGCGACGAACGGACCACUCGGUCAGUACGAUUAUGACGGCGGCGGCGGUGGUGGUGACGGAGAAGAUGAUGAUUAUGAUCAAGACAGCUUCAUCGACGACGGCAGUUUGGCUCAGUCCGGCCCAGGCGCCGAAUCAAGCGAUCGAGACCUUUCUCCGCCGGAACCGUCACCCGUGGCUCUGACCAAGCCCUUUUGGAUCUCGCAAGAAUCUGUGGGCUUCGACGACGCCGGCGGGGAGGAAGAGUUGCCCGAACUCGCAUCUCUGUUUGGGAACGGGAAGAGCGGGGGCCAGGCGACGACCUCUGCCACUUCUGCUGCUGUCGUGGCGGCAUCACAAAAGGCGGGCCGCAAGUGGAAACAACCACCAGUAUCUAACAACAGCAAACUGAGCAGGGCCCGACGUGUGAUUGAUAGCGAUGACGAGGACGAAUCAACAUAGAGUCAUUGUUCACUCCUCUCUGUGUGCUUUUGAUCUUGGAUCUGGAGAAGGCGCUCUGAAAAUCGAAAAAUGGCUUUCCCUUUGGCUAGAACAUGGAAAACCCCUGUCAAUAGUCAGAACAAUCAGAACCAUUCAGACCAGUCUCAAUAUAUUCCCGUCGAGGCUCUAUCGAUCUACGUGUGGUUGUUUAUAUUAGCAUCUCCAAGGGUAGGGUCAGAGGCAGAAGCAGAUAGUAUAAAGAA